Messenger RNA from Sardina pilchardus (European sardine), 3872 nucleotides. It is a transcript of the gene rab43, whose product is annotated as RAB43, member RAS oncogene family. Bases 148 to 774 code for a protein of 208 amino acids. The transcript is spliced from 3 exons. NCBI's taxonomy places the organism in Eukaryota, Metazoa, Chordata, Actinopteri, Clupeiformes, Clupeidae. Gene Ontology annotation, cellular component: Golgi cisterna; trans-Golgi network. The record is from RefSeq and is a predicted model, not a curated record. Gene Ontology annotation, molecular function: GTP binding; GTPase activity. Gene Ontology annotation, biological process: vesicle-mediated transport.
CCCUUCCGCGUUGGCAAUUCCGCAGGUGCUGAUUUAUCCACGUCAGUUUUGCUUUUAUAAACACAGAGCUAACCACCACUGAGACGGCACACAUGCAAUAGCCGUCGGACAUACAUCUCGUCAGAAAUUCUACGAGCUUCUGCAAACAUGUCAUUGCUUGAUUCUGAUGACAGCUAUGACUUCGUCUUCAAAAUUGUUUUAGUCGGAGAUGUCGGCGUCGGCAAAACUUGUGUAGUGCAACGAUUCAAGACUGGGAUCUUCAUCGAAAGACAAGGCAACACUAUUGGAGUUGACUUUACCAUGAAGACUGUGGAUAUUCAAGGAAAAAGAGUCAAGUUGCAGAUCUGGGACACGGCGGGGCAGGAGCGAUUCCGCACCAUCACGCAAAGCUACUACCGCAGCACCAACGGUGCCAUCAUCACCUACGACAUCACGAAGAGGGCCUCCUUCCUGUCCGUGCCCAAGUGGAUGGAGGACGUGAAGAAAUAUGGCGGCUCCAACAUCGUCCCACUGCUAGUCGGUAACAAAUCUGAUUUGAGCGAUGUGCGUGAAGUCCCAUUCGAGGAGGCCCAGUCCAUGGCUCACCAGUUGGACUUUAUCAGCGCCAUUGAGACCUCAGCCAAGGAUUCUACUAAUGUGGAAGAGGCCUUCAACAAAAUGGCAGCUGAACUAAUUCUCAGACACGGGGGUCCCAUGUUCAAUGAAAACGUGACUGACAGCUUCAAACUCAACAGCAAGGAUGUGACUGCGGAAGGCUGGGGCUGCAGCUGUUGAUGCCUGAAGACAGACACAGGGUUGAUAUUUUUUUCAUUAUCCGACUGGAACGUUUUUUUUUGCCAGUCUUUUAAGGCACACCAUUCGAGUUUCUGUAUGGAACUUUUUUCUUUUUUUCUUUGCUAUUCUCCCAGGGACCAGUAGUUUUAUAUUUUAAUUUAUCAAUAAAUAGUUUUUACUAUAGAGGCAGAUUGAUCACAGUCGGCCCUCAGAGGGAAUUGUUUCACCUGGAAAAGCUCAGGAGAAGGAUAGUUUCUAGACAGCAAGACGUUGCGUGUGGAUCUUCAGCUCACAAACCCUGACCUGUGUUUGCAGGCGGUUUGGCAUGGAACGAAAAGGUCUUUCAGAAUGUUCUUAAGCAAGUUUGAAUCACAUGUCCGGUAAUGGACUAGUCUGGCUAUUGCAUUCACAUGUCUCAUUUAUUGAAUGUUGCCCUCACAGUACUGGCAGUCAGAGUUGCUGAAGUGUAGCGACUGCUGCUGCUGCCUGAAGUAAUGAAACAUCUUCAAAUGUUCCGUUUUCAACUACUUUUCUUGCAUUUUAUUUUGUUUCCGUAAAAAAGUAAAUUGCCACAGCAAGGAGUACUGAUAGAAGGUACAGUAGUGGUCACCGAUAUUGACAACAAUUCUGAUUGUUUAGUCUUUCGUAAACACUGACACAGGUAAACCAUUACAUAGGCUACACUAUAUUACUGACACACUCCAACGAAACUGGGCAAGAUUUCGCUUCCUUUUUUCUUUUAUCUUAUAUCAUUUAUGUUUUUGUGAGAGUGGGGUGGGGGGUGGGGGGUGGGGGGGUUGGUUUCAAAUGUCUCGUAUGGCGUGACCAAUAAUGGAAAUUUUGACCAACUGGAUUUUUUUACAUCUCACAGAAUGAACAGAAACAGGAAAGAACAUAACAUUAUUGUUUAUGAUCAGUGAAACAAAAAAAGCCUGGCGAUGGUGAGUCUCAUUCUGUGGGUAAUUCUGGGGGAUGGGGGGGGGGCAGUUGAGUCCUUGGUUCUUUGGCCUUCUGAUUGGUGGCCUUUUGGCUUCUGCUGCUGUGGCCAGGAUGUGAUGUCAUAAAGGCCCCACAUGUCGCUUGGCUGCAGGAGAGCAGAGAGCCCUCUGCACUUUGGUAUUUGUGUGCCCCCUCCCCCCUUCCUUCCCCCCCUGAGGAUAGAGGGAGAGAGGACUGUGUGUUUGGAUCAGCUGGAGACCAGACAUCUACACAGACAACACUACUGUGGUGUUGCUUUCUGAACCAAUGCUGUGAAGCUCCCUUGCUGGGCUGUGUUGUUUUUGGAGUGUGAAGGAAAAAGCCUUUCAAAUAUUUUUUUUAUAUAUAUUUAUAACUGGCAUGUACAUGUCAACUGCCACCUCUUACACACACACACACACACAGAGAGAGAAAGAGAUCAAGAUGAUGGAAUGAUUUCCUCAUAUAUUGCUUAGAUGUGCAGUUGUCUAUAAUUUGUUGAGAAGAGGCGAUUAUGUGGUUUGAGUGGCAUCUUCAAAGAAAAAAAAAUAAUGGAUGUAUACAAAGCCACUGAGUAUGUGUAUUCUGAAAGCUGAAAGUGCAACGAAGUUUGCCUGUGCACAGACAAGGACAUAUUAUGUGCAGUCUCUGGACAAGUCCCCAUUUUCUUCUAAUAAUUUGCAACAUGGUUUGAGUAGAGUGACCAGAUGUCCAUUCUAUCUCCACAGACAGUCCAAUGUUUCAGUUCAUGUAUGUUGAAAUGCUAGAUAUUCAUUCAGAUUUCCAAUUUCCAAGGCGAUAAUAUUUGACUGCAUACUGUGAGUGUGUAUAUGUUGGGUUUUUUUCUUAUUGAAGUACAAAACAAAAACAUUAUGGAUUGAGAUUGCCACAUUGUGCAUUGUAAAAUAGUCUAGUGAAUUUGAUCAUCUUAGAUUUUUAGAGUCUUAGGAUUUUAAGAAGGUAGGCUAUGCGAGGGAUGCAUCAGCAGAGGUGUAUUGUUACAAACUUCCCUUAUGCUCAUCUGAUAGGACAGACCGCAGACAGCGAUUAUGCUUUGGUUGUCUUCAAUCAAACUUGGUGUCAUUUUUGUCGGGAGGCAUUGUUGAAGCACUUUUUUUCUUCAGUGUUAACUUGAACCCAUGUUGGAACUGCAGUGAUCCAUCUCCGGCCUUGAAAAGAUUACCACACACAGUUCAUUCAUCAUUCGUAGGUGAAAACCAACCUUAUUGAGGUACCUCUGACAUCACUACAUAUAGUUAAUUAUGUAGGUGCCAGAGUCAGGAUUUUAGUGGAUGAUUUUAGCAAAUUGGUAUUAUGGUAAAAGCACAUAUUAUGGUACUGUAAUUCAGGACUCAGUACAACUUCUGAAUGUUUCCAGUGAUCAGUGAGAGGGCCUUUGUGAAUUAUGGAUUUUUAUAUUGACCUUCAAAGAUUUGUACUCACUUUUAUUAAGUUGGAAGAGAAAGGUGUCUAAUUGAAAAUGCCUUCUUACUACCUAGGGCAAAUCUGUCUUUUGGAUGCGAUAUACUAGGAUGUGACCUUGGUUAAAUGUAUUUGAAGGUUGGUUCUAGAGGUUUUGAGUGCCUUAAAAUAAUUUUGAUAUAAAUAGAAAACAAUUACCGAUAGCAAUAGCCAUAAGACAUGUUACUAUGCAUUAUAUGAUAAUACUUUGACAAGUUAUUGUUUUGAAUUCUGUUUAUAAUCCUUUUAUGUUUUUUGAGUAAUUUGAUGCUCCAAAUGAUCUGUUCAUAUUGAAUAAAACAUAAUAUAAAUAAUUGCCAUGUUUGGAAACGUGGUGUGUCCUAGGAUACUGUUCUAGCAAUGACAAAUGAGACAACACUCAGCAUGCUGUGGAAUGCUUUAGAAUUCCUGAAUUCUGGAAUUUUUACACUGAAGUGAUGAGCUUAACUGGAUUAGGGGGAAAAGUGACAAUGACUGAUGAAUAAUACAAUACAAUGCAUCAUAAUCAGAUAUGUUUGUCAUUUUCUGUGCGAAAAUGAAAUGGACCAAUAACAGAAAACAACCACACACAUCUGAGUGAUAACUCUUUUAUUAACAAUAUCUGAUUAAACAUCUGGAAAUGUUUUUUUUUUAAGAAUAAAUCUAAAGUUGUUAAUAAAAAUAAAUACCUUCUACAUGCA